UACGUCCGGUGCGUCGCGCCGUAUAGACGCGUUGCGUCUCGUUGUUUCGGUAGAGACGCGAGAGAAAAGAUAAAAGAAAGGAGAGGAGAAGUAGUCCAUCGUGGUCGCGCGCUCACGAUGCGCCUCGAGCCAUCUCGUUCUUCUCUCGGUAAUCGCACCAAGAAGGACCCGAACGCGAAGGCAAACUUUGAUCCGAACGAUUCGACGAAUAAAAGAGGAACGUGGGAAGAGAGGAGGUGUCGUUUACGUCACCCGCCGAGGAUGAGAAGAAGGAGGAGGAGGAGGAGGAACGACGCGUUACGUUUUUCCGCCUCUCGGAUAGAUCCCGAUCAGGGAAUGACGAGUUACGAUCGACGAUUAUGAUCGUCAAGUAUAUUCCUUCGUUUCCCGGGAGAUUAAUAAGAAGGAACGUUCCUCUUUGUUCUUUCUUUUCUUCUUAUUUUCCUUCCUCCUCCUCCAAUUUCCCCUUUCCUUGAGCGAACGUAAAAAGAAACGCGAGAAGAGCCGUGAAUGUUGCAUGAAGUGAAAACGUCCUUCCUUCAUUCAUUCCGCAGCCAAGUUGGCAUGGAUUUUUUUCUUAUUCUUCUUUCCUUCUCUCUCUCUCUCUCUCUCUCUCUCCCUCUCUCUCUUUCUCUCUCUUUCGCUCUCUCUCGCUCUCUGCCGUUGUCUCAAGUGUGAAAUAGACGGAAAAAGAAGAAAAAAGGAGGUUGGAAGAGAUGAUAAAACGUUUAAUAGGGGAUGAGCGAAUAGAACGAGUGAAAAGAUCGUUGGUUUCCGAGCAUAGCAUUGUGCAGAGUUCUUGAUCAAAGUGCAAUUGUAUCUAGGUUGCUCCGAGUGAGCGCUUAGCUUUUACCGGUGUGUCUCUAUGAGUCUAGAAGGACUAUAAUUAGUAAGGUGCGAUCGGAAUCAUGGCUUGUAUCAGGGCACCGAGAUCCGUGCGCAGUUCUACCGACGAUAUUAAAGCCGAUUCUACUCGCAACAUUGUACAGAUCUACACCGACUGGGCGAAUUAUUAUCUCGAGCGAGGUGGCUCGAAGAGACGAGUCUCCGAUCUCCAAGCCGAUCUCUGCGACGGAGUGCUCCUUGCCGAUUUGGUGGAAGCUGUCACGAAUCAAAAGGUGAUCGACGUUAACCGGAAGCCCAAGAGCGUUCAACAAAUGGUCGAGAACGUGAACCUGUGCGUGGGAGCGCUCCGAGCGCUCGGGGCAGACGUGGGGGCUGUGAAUCCUGGAGAACUAGCGGCAGGAUCAACCCUCUGGCCGGUCCUCGCCCUGCUCUUCGCCCUCUCGCGCUACAAGCAAAGAGCGAAACAACUUCAAGAUAUGCCCAGAUUACCAUCACCGUACAACAAGCAAUCGGGUGUCGGUGGUGGUGCCGGGGUUGGGCCAGGGGGUGCGACGAGCAUACCUUUACCUGCGACGGUGGCCGCAACGAGACGAUGUCCUCCGGACAAAGUCAGACCUGCCCCAGCUCCCACGCAUCAGUCUCCUCUUGGAGGUCUGAAGCAAGGGAACGGCGGUGUGGGGAGUGCGAGCAGUUCGAGGAGUACCAGUCCGAGUCAACAACAGACACUGCAGACCGGUCUGUCCUUCAUUCCACAGCCGAGGGGUCAGAACGCGAAUCGGCAAGGCACUGGCGGGACCCCAAGUCCUAGAACGUCAGCCGUGGGCAGACCUAGUGGCAUUAGGACGACGACGACGACGACGACGACGACGACGACGGCGGCGGCGGUGGCGGCGGCCACGGCGACGACACAGGCUUGCCCGUAUUCCGGCAGUGGAAGUUCCACGGCGCAAAACAAAAACUCGGUUCUCGACAAGUUCAAGCUCUUCAACAACAAAGAUAAAAAUCAAGAGAGGGGAAAGGCCACGUCAGGCGUAUCGAAGCGUACGUCGAGCUCGUCCGGUUUUUCCUCGGCACGCUCAGAACACUCGGACAGUUCUACGUCGCUCUACGAUCAGGGUAGAAUCCAAGUCGAGCCGCCAAAGAGUCGGGCGUUAAAGUCCAAAUUGCAAUCGGGCAAGCAGACGGCUAAGCAGGCUAGCCCGAAGACGGUCAGGAAGGAACAAAAUAAGACUCAGAGUAGCAAGAUCGCCCGUACGAAAGGAUCGAUACCAGAAAAACUGACCGGUUAUACGAAUUUGCCGUUGGACGAUGUCAAAAGGGAAGGUGGAAAGAUUGCGAACGUUUGCGCUAAACUACCGGCGGACAAGAAGACCUCGAACUUGCAAGAUAUAUUGAAAAAUCAUUCGUCUACGCAAUCACAGAAAGGGAAUAAUCCGAUGUCGACGACGCCGGCGAAACAUAUCAGCCAACAGGAGAGCAAAAAUAUAUCGAAUUCUAGUAGAAACGAGCUGUCGAUAAAACAAACGACGCCUCGGCCGAAGAUGGAGCUUCCUGGUAAGAUGACAGAUCCGAAAGUUCAUUUACAGGCUCUCAAGGUACCUCCGAACGGAGUCAACAAGGAUAUGCUCCUACAAAAGAAUUUGCUAUCUAACGCGAACGGAAUCAUAUCGCGAACGGACCAGGAAGACGCGAACGUUCCGAACGCGCGAAACAAUCCUAGCCCGUUCGAUCGGCAUACGCAGUGCAUGAAUCAAGCAAAUUUACCUUACGAAAGGAUCGUCGAAAAGGAAAUUAACGUCGACUUGGCCGAGUCGAAUGAGGAACCGAAUCGAAAGCAGGACUCUUCGAUCUCGGACAAUUUAUCCGGUACUUCUUCCCCGUGGAAGGUGCAAAAAUGUGCGACUCGCGAAGAAGAGAGGGUAUCUAUGGACUCCCCGGAGGAGGAAGAAGAGGAGGAGGAGGAGGAGGAGCAGGAGGAGGAGGAGGAGGAAGCGACGGCGGAAGAUGGGGUGGAGGAGGAGAUCAAAAGGAAUGGAUUGGAUUCCUCGAACGUAUCGAAGCCGGGCUCGUCUCGGGACGACGAUCCAAGAACACGAUCGUCGUCGGAAAGCAAAGAUUCGAGGAUCAAGGAAGAUAACGUGAAUUCUGCUGAACCAUCUACGGGUCAAGUACAACAAAACGCAAACGUCCAUACAUUUCCACAAGGAAAACAGAUCUUAGGUGGCCCGUUUCAGGGGCCUACGCUGUCCGUAACUGGUCCGGGUUCUAGUAUACCAAAACCAACGGCUUUGGUAAAGGGUACUUCGAAGCCACCUAAAGAAAACACGGGACCGAGCGUGCCUACCCCGACUAAACUCAAGGGCGACAUUUUGCAUCGAGCCAAGCUCGACCCAAAUACGAUAGCGAUGGUCUCGCCGAUGCCAAGUAUCUCCGAUCUCAUGUCCGAGAGCUCUCAUAGCAAUUCCAAUAGCACGGGCCAAAGUAAUUCGAGCGACAGCAGCGUCAUUUACCGACCGAGCAGCGAGAGCGGUAGCGAGAUCAAGACGAUACCUAAUCGAAAGAUAGACACGACCUUCGAGCAAAUGGAAAAGGUUUUAUCAGAAGGUUCAACGUGCGGUAGUGGCGGCGGCGGCGGCGGCGGCGGCGGCGGCGGCGGCGGCGGCAGCGGCAGCGGCGGCGGAGGUUCGUUGGCCGACGACGAAGCCGAGAUGACCGUAAAGCCGAUGCAGCCUCUUCUCCGUGGUUACACGCCCGGUGCCAGAGCCCUACAGACCCUGCCGAGCAGAACGACGGCGCGACAAUACACGAUUCUUCAUUCCUCCUCUCAUCAUCACGUCUCUCACGAUUACGCGGACAUUGACAUAGCCUCGGGUUAUCUUAGCGACGGCGAAGUUCUCCGAGGUGGUAUGAGCGUCGGCAGUAGAACUCUGUCCGAUCUUUGCGACGGUUACAUGUCGGAGGGAGGCGCUUCCUUGUACGCGCGUAGGAUCAAUCCCGCUUACGGUCACGAUCGCGAGAGGUACGUAGGUGGCUCGCGACGAGAAUUGUCCGGGGUGAAGGAACUGGUGAGCUCGCGAAGGGUGCAGAAGAGACCGUCGGCGAACGCGGUGAGGUCGGAUGGAGCCGGAGGAGGCUGCAUCGUCGCCGGUACCGUCGGUGGAGGUAGUAGCCUCGUUGGAGGAGCAGGAGCCCUGUUAGGUGCUUGCAGCGGUGGGACCGACGCUUUGGCCGAACUCACAAUCGAGGAGCUGGCCUCGAUUCCGGCCGGAAAUCACACCUCCGCCAAUCACACGGGUCAUUCCACUCAUCACAAGAAGGUGCCGGGGGGCGGUGGCGUGAUCGUGGGGGGUGGCGGUAGUUCGGCCACCCCCCAAGGCGCGCAACAGAGUAAUAACCUGGUCUAUCGUGUGGUGAGUUCGAGGCAUCCCGGCAGUGGUCAUCAUCCUCACACGAAAAAAUCCGAUAGCUCCCAGCAGACCGAAAGUUCGGCGUUUAAGCAUCAGCAGCAACAGCAGGGAUCCAAUGGUUCGUCCAACAGCAGCUCCAACAGCCAACAAUGGAGAAAGUAUAUAGAAGCUGGCGCAGCGAGAGACCGAGAGAGAGACAAGGAGGGCGCACCACCGAGCCCUAGUCCCUCCAGACGAUCCCAGGAUAAACAUCGGAAACAGACCAUGGCCGAAUAUGCGAAUGGCGAGAAAGCACAGAAAGUUUCCUCGGGAACGUCGACCGGUGGUAAUAGCAGCAACAACAGCAGCGGCAGCAGCAGCAGCAACAAAGUAAGAGGAGUACCUCAGAGUUUUGGAUACGUGAAACGACAUAGUGCCGGCACCAGUCCUAGUCCGAACGGUGUUCAAAAUGGUAGCAAAGAUGCGGCAACGAGAACGGCUCAAGUCAGUGCGGUUCCAAGGACGAAGGUUAAAGUGUCCGGUGGCACUCAGACAUGCACCACAGAACUACAGGCAAAUUCAUCGAAUUCCAAUCAAGGCCAUCACUACAAAAGUUACAGCCUCACCGGACCGAGCGCCAGUCAACUAUCUCAGUCCGUUCGAGAUCGUCUGAUGCUCGGUUCUCAGAGCCUUCCGAAGCCAGGAAGUCCCGAAUUCACGGCUCUCUUUGCCGCAGCCCAUCACCGUGAAAGAGGAGCUGGUGCAGGACCGGUCAGCGCCUCUUUCUCACCUCGCGUCCUUAAACCUUCCGACGGAAGCCUCAGCGAUACCUGUAGCAACUACGCCGCUCCCGAUCUUCCAGGUUACUACACUCCUAACAGUCCCUACGCCACAUCCUGGAUGAGGCACAGCAAUACUUAUACUCCAAGUGGACGUUCGCAAGGUAUGGGAUUAUGCGAAGCCGACAGCGUAGAAUCUUUAGGAUCGCAUAGAGCGAGCUUAACGCAUGCUCGUCUGCUGAUGCAUCAAAGGGACUCUACGGGAUCCCCAGCUCCCCCGAGACUCAAUAGGAGUAAUUCGAUUAGCCAUCUACGGGACAGGACAUUUCCAAGAUCCACUAAAAGCGAGAAAAUGUAUCCAUCGAUGCUAGCACGAGGGAGCGGUACGUCGUCGUCCGUUGGCGAGGAAGCCGGUAUCGGGAUGGGUAUUGGCGUAGGCGUAGAACCAUACUACAGUGUCCCAGUUGGCUCAGCGGGAUGCACCGGUCAACAUUGGUCUCAACCGACUUCCCCGACACCGACUCAUACGUCCCGACAGCCACCUAAUUUGUACCAACACGUACACAAAGACGACGAUAUACACGGCUCCUCCGUAUCCUUAGUGUCGACAGCGAGCAGUCUCUAUAGUUCGGCGGAAGAAAAACAGGCACACGAAUUGAGAAAAUUACGAAGAGAGCUGCUGGACGCUCAAGAGAAGGUUCACUCGUUGACCAGCCAACUAUCGACCAACGCACAUGUCGUGUCCGCCUUCGAACAAUCCCUGUCGAACAUGACGCAACGAUUGCAGCAACUCACGGCAACGGCUGAAAAAAAGGAUUCCGAAUUACAAGAGUUACGUGAAACGAUCGAGAGGCUUCGAAAGCAAAGCGCGGAGGCUGGAUUGAACAACGGGGGAUCAGGCAACAAUGGUCGUCGGCACACUCUCGGUGAUUCGGAUUCCGGCAAUACAGGAUGCACCGGCGGCGGUGGCGGUGGUGGCGGCGGCGGCGGCGGCGGCGGCGGUGGUAACGGGGGACAUCAUCAGGGUGCAUCGAUGGCAAGACAGCUGUCGGCGGACAGCGUCACUUCUCUCAACUCCCUGAGCAGCGCUUGUUCCGCGAGUAGUAGCCAUCAGAAGAAGAAGGGUUGGUUGCGUAGCUCCUUUUCGAAAGCAUUCUCCAGAUCGCGAAAGAACAGGCAUGGUUCCGUUUCUGAUGCCGAGGAUUGUAAGGACGGUGCCAGCGGAGAAUUGAGCGUCCCAAAUAGUCCGAGGUUACCGACGGCCUCGAAACACGAAACCGCGAGGAAUCAAAGUGCUGGAGCAAGGAGCAACGGACAAAAAUCACCGGAGCCUGAAAAUCCUCUGACCGGUAGCAAGAGUAGCUCGGCUCUUUAUAAGAAGGAGGACGAGGAUGUGGAUGAAUUGAAGAAACAACUCAGGGAAAAGGAUCUCGUUCUCACGGAUAUCAGAUUGGAGGCACUCUCCUCGGCCCAUCAAUUGGAAUCAUUGAAGGACACGGUCAUCAAGAUGAGAAACGAAAUGCUCAAUCUGAAGCAAAACAACGAACGCCUGCAGCGGCUGGUAACUUCGAAAUCUCUUACGUCCUCUCAGUCGUCUCUACCGAGCGAUCCCGAUAGGCGUUUCAGCAUGACGGAGGUGGCCUCGAGCGUUGCUGCCCUUUCGAAUGGCGAUAGCAGUUCGACUGCCGAUCAAUUGGAAGAUCUCAACGUGCCCGAACAUUCGGUCGUACCAUCGGCGACUUCGGCUACGAGCGGCGAGCCAGCAUUAGACCACGACACUGACGGAAAGAGAAUUAACGUUGCCGUCUAUCUCGGGAGCGAAAAAAAUUUCAAUUACAAUCUAAUAUCGGGUAAUAAUUCGGACAGCGGCAUCAUCGGCGAGCCUCCGCAUUGCAUUAUCGCAAACGUUUGCAUCAGUAACAAAACGAGCUGGGAUGCUCUAGACUCGAUCGUACGACGAUGCUUCAAGGAAUACGUAUCGAGGGUCGAUCCCGUCACGAAUCUGGGUCUCGGCGUUGACUGUGUCGCAGCUUAUCAUCUCGGUGAAGCUUCGAGAUGUACGACGGAUUCUCAGCACCCGGAAUUACUACCGUGCGGUUAUCUGAUAGGACACGUGAAAACUAUUUAUCUGGUGCUCUCGGGUUACUCCUGGCUCGCGAUUGACACUCUGAUACCACGCUCUAUCGUUCAACGACUAAUAUCCCUGUUAACGGAACAUCGCAGAGUCAUCCUUUGCGGACCUAGCGGUACCGGAAAAAGUUACUUGGCAGGAAAACUGGCUCACGCUCUCGUGGACGCCGAUACGGACUCGAAAGACGCGGCUGCCGUGGCCACCUUCAUAGUCGAUCACAAGUCGAGCAAAGAACUCAAGCAAUAUCUCGCUCAUAUCGCCGAAAGAUGCGACUCUAAUGCGGCCGACGAAUUGCCGAGAGUGAUAAUCUUGGAGAAUCUUCAACAUGCCGCCUCUCUCGGUGAACUUUUCAGUGGUCUUCUCGGUACAAGACACUCGUCCUGUCCCGCGAUUAUUGGAACCAUGAGUCAGGCUACUUGCAGCACCACGAAUCUUCAAUUACAUCAUAACUUUAGGUGGGUACUGUGCGCCAAUCACAUGGAACCGGUUAAGGGAUUUUUGGGCCGUUACCUCAGGCGUAAGCUAUUAGAACACGAAUUACGUGAAUCGGGUGGCACGAGAAACGCAGAAAUGGCAGCUGUCGUAGAAUGGCUCCCACGCGUCUGGCUACAUCUUAAUAAGUUCCUAGAAACGCACAGCAGUUCCGACGUAACGAUAGGCCCUCGACUUUUUCUCUCUUGCCCCAUGGAAGUGGCAGGUUCUCAAGUUUGGUUCACGGAUUUGUGGAACUAUUCUGUAAUACCGUAUCUGGUUGAGGCUGUCAGGGAAGGCCUAACGUUAUAUGGAAGGCGAGCAAGCGGAAGUGGAAAUGGCGAAUCCACAUGGGAAGAUCCUGCACAAUUCAUUACCUCCAGUUAUCCGUGGAUCUCUACGCACGCUGUACACGAUGGUAGCGACGCUCUUCUUCGGUUAAGACCCGAGGACGUUGGUUACGACGUCGUUACCUCCGGACAUACCUCGGGCGUAGGUGCGUCCAGCGUAAAGAGCCUCGGCAGUACACACAGCGACACCGAAGGAGAUCCUCUUUUGAACAUGCUGAUGAGACUUCAGGAAGCCGCCAAUUAUUCGAGUCCCCAUAGCAAUGACAGCGAUUCCGUCACUUCGCUCGAUUCGUCUCAUACUCGACAUUCGGAGGAUCUCAGUUCUUCGACGUCAUCGUCGAGAGGCGUAGAAUCCGCGCUCUGAAAUAAAAAAUACGACUCGAGAAUAUUGUUUAGACGGGAGAACGUUUAGGAAACCAUCGUAACAAGAUGAUUAUGAAAUUAUCGAGAUAAUUGUAGGUCAAGUAAUAAUCAACAGAACAAGACCCCGGAAGGUGAGCGAUGGGUGAGCGAUGGGUGAGCGAUGGGUGAGCGAUGGGUGAGCGAUAAAUGAGCUACGUGAUUGCAAAAGUUUUUUUCUACGAAAAAAGUGCCGCAUAACGUAUCCCGAUGCGGCACACAUUUCCGACGUGAAAAUUAAUAAUGUUAAUUAAUGUAUAAUCAUACCAAUAUUAUUAUAUAUUCUCGGCCAAUCCAAUAACUGUGUAUGAUACGACUAUCGUGCAGGGACUUUCAAUUCCCUUUUUCUUCUUUUAAUUUCUCUUUAUUUCCUUUCGAUCUUUUUUCAUUCUUCCAAGUAACUAAAUUUAAAUUUUGCAUGCAAAAUAAUGUCUCAUAUACAUUUAAAAACAUCUCUAGUACCUAUGGUUGGCCUAUAUCUAAGUUCUACGUGCAUCGAGCACUUUGGUGUGAUAUUUAAUUGAAUAAGUAUAAAUGACAAAUAUAAGGAGAUAAUUCCGUGGGAUUUUUUCUCUCUCUCUCUCUCUCUCUCUCUCUCUCUCUCUCUCUCUCUCUCUCUCUCUCUCUCUCUCUCUCUCUCUCUCUCUCUCACUCUCUCUCUCUCUCUCUCUCUCUCUCUCUCUCGAAUAGAGAUAAAUCGUACGGAGAUAAAUCGUACCGUCUCCAUGCAAUAAUCAAUGCUGCCGUUACCGAAGUACGAAUUUCUUUUGAACGAAUGCAUUUCUAUGAUCGAUUUGUUAUACGAGAGUCGUGCAAGUAAAGCCUAUAAAGAAAAAAAAGUGAUAUACUCAAAAGUUUUGCUGGUAUACAGUAUUAUCAUAGAACGUAGAAAUAUGGACUAAGCGAAGAUGUAGGAAUGGCAAAGUCUGGCUAUUCCACUCGUCCACUAUUUUCAGGUAAUCUAUAAUCUGUGUUUUCUUAGACGGAUCUCAUGGACGGAUGGUUCGAUGCAGCAUAUAUGUAUUUGUUUCGCACUCGAGAACGCGAAGCAAAUUCGAGAUAAUCGUGCGCGCGAGGAUAGUCUAUUUAUACAUACUUUGCUACGAAAGCUCUAUUUAAUUAUAAAAAAAAAAACAAAAAAAUGUUACUAUAUA
This is a messenger RNA of Vespa mandarinia (Asian giant hornet), 9516 nucleotides long. RefSeq names its product sickie (gene sick). Gene Ontology annotation, molecular function: protein binding; ATP hydrolysis activity. NCBI's taxonomy places the organism in Eukaryota, Metazoa, Arthropoda, Insecta, Hymenoptera, Vespidae. The record is from RefSeq and is a predicted model, not a curated record. Gene Ontology annotation, biological process: nervous system development; neurogenesis.